Molecule: messenger RNA, 4990 nt
Organism: Sinocyclocheilus rhinocerous
Lineage: Eukaryota; Metazoa; Chordata; Actinopteri; Cypriniformes; Cyprinidae
Product: protocadherin-19-like
Exons: 6
Coding region: 1042-4698 (1218 amino acids)
Biological process (GO): homophilic cell-cell adhesion
Cellular component (GO): plasma membrane
Molecular function (GO): calcium ion binding
Source: RefSeq, a predicted model, not a curated record
GCGCCGUGCGUUUACCUCAGUGAGCCGCAUUUAAGAACUAUAUGAAGAACUAUUUCGCUUCAUCCAACAGGCUGGAUAUUUCAGACCAGACGCUUUUUUGACGGCGAGAAGAGCCCAGGUGCACUUACAAAUGCUUGAUUUUUCUUCAUUGUUCUUUUCUCAGUGUUUUAUAGUUUCAUUCUUUCUGGACUAAGGCCAUCUGAAAUACCUUCAUACAAGUUACGCUUGUUGAGAGAAAUCUUCAGUGGACAAGGCACCCACCUCUUGCUCGACUGGGAAUAUCAGUGAAUUGUGGACUGGACUGAUCUUUUAUUAAUAUUGGUUUGCCAUCAUUGUUCCAGCUUCAGAGAUCGGACUGUUUAUUUUUUAUUUUUUCUGAAAUUGGAAUCUCUGUGGUUUCAGUUGGAUAUGUGCAUGGACGUGCGGAUCAAGGAGGAGACAUCCUAACUCCACAUUAUUAUAUGGAUUGAUUUGGCACGAGCGAUGUUUUAAACUCAAUUUAAUUUCAAGUGUUCGUCGGGAAUCAUGAUAAGGAGGGCACAUUUUUUUGAAUUGGAUCCUUCCCUUCAUUCAUUCACAAGUUGAGGACCUUCUAGCGGACAUUUAGCCUACAUUUUUACUGAAUAUUUUCUUUCACUGGCUCAAAAUGGUCGGUUUACAUCUCGGUUACCCUGAACUACGCAAAUGUUCAUGUUGAAGCCAUGUUUUUCGUUCACAAUGUUUUCACAUUCACUAUAUGAAGAAUUAUUCACUAGUUUUAUUCAUAUUUCCUUUUCCAAAAAUAAUGCAAGACAUGGGUGGCCGGAUAAGAUCUCGAUAAAGUAAAUGGAAGUUAUCAGCUGCGUAAUCAGUAAAUCAGAUGAAUUUCAUCGCAGAUAUAAACAUUUUCGUUCAUUUUAAAGGAUGUCUACCAGACUGUGAUUUUAUUCCUUUGACUUAUUGGGAGUUUCUUUUUUUUACGUCCGACCGAACGUGCGUAGGUUUAAAUGUUAAUAAAAGAUCAUGCAAAUGAGCGUGUGAAGACAGACAUCAACAGGUAUAAUGCAUUCCAAGGACAUGGAUUUCAUACAAAUGUUUUUGUGCUUUCUCUUGUGCUGGACUGGAGUCGAUGCCGUUUUCAAUUUGAAAUACACAGUGGAAGAAGAGCUGCGUGCAGGCACAAAGAUAGCCAACGUGACGGCGGACGCAAAAGUUGCGGGUUUUGCACUGGGAAACCGACAGCCUUAUUUGCGGGUUAUCUCCAAUUCCGAGCCCCGGUGGGUUAAUCUGAGCCCCGCCGGACUGCUCAUCACAAAGCAAAAAAUUGAUCGGGACGCUGUUUGCCGACAGACACCGAAGUGUUUUAUUUCUUUGGAAGUGAUGUCGAACUCGAUGGAGAUCUGCGUGAUUAAAAUUGAGAUUAUCGACGUAAACGACAACGCGCCGCGCUUCCCCACUAACCACAUUGACAUAGAAAUCUCGGAAAACGCCGCUCCCGGUACCAGAUUUCCCCUAGAGGGGGCAAGCGAUCCGGACUCUGGGAGCAACGGCAUUCAGACGUACACAAUUACCCCUAAUGAUAUUUUCGGUCUUGAGAUUAAGACGAGGGGAGACGGGUCCAAAAUCGCAGAACUUGUGGUGGAAAAGACUUUAGACCGAGAGACGCAGUCUCGUUACACGUUUGAACUUACAGCGGAGGAUGGUGGAGACCCCCCAAAGUCCGGGACUGUGCAACUUAACAUAAAAGUAAUUGACUCGAACGAUAACAACCCCGUUUUCGAUGAGCCAGUAUACACUGUAAACGUGCUGGAGAAUUCUCCCAUUAACACGUUAGUCAUAGACUUGAACGCUACGGACCCAGACGAAGGAACCAAUGGCGAGGUGGUCUACUCAUUCAUAAACAUUGUCUCCAACCUGACCAAACACAUGUUUAAAAUCGACCUCAAAACAGGCGUGAUAACAGUGAAUGGCGUUUUGGACCACGAGGAAUUGUCCGUCCACGAAAUUGAUGUACAAGCCAAAGAUCUGGGUCCAAAUUCAAUCCCUGCCCACUGCAAAGUGAUUGUUAAUGUAAUCGACAUAAACGACAACGCGCCAGAAAUCAAACUGUUGUCAGAAAACAGCGAGAUGGUGGAGGUGAGCGAAAACGCUCCUCUCGGAUAUGUAAUAGCUCUGGUGAGAGUCUCAGACAGUGAUUCGGGAGCGAAUGGAAAAGUGCAGUGCAGACUGCAGGGCAAUGUGCCUUUUAGACUCAACGAGUUUGAGAGCUUCUCCACCUUACUUGUUGAUGGCCGUCUGGAUAGGGAGCAGAGAGACAUGUACAAUUUGACCAUUCUAGCCGAGGACAGCGGGUAUCCCCCGCUCAGAAGCUCAAAAUCUUUUGCAGUGAAAGUAACGGAUGAAAACGACAAUCCCCCGUACUUCACCAAGCCGCAUUAUCAAGCCAUGGUCCUCGAAAAUAACGUCCCAGGUGCGUUUCUGCUGGCGGUGUCCGCCAGGGACCCUGACCUGGGCAUGAACGGCACUGUGUCCUACGAAAUCAUCAAAUCGGAGGUGCGGGGCAUGUCUGUGGAAUCUUACGUUACCGUGAACUCAAACGGCGAAAUCUACGGCGUUAGGGCUUUUAAUCACGAAGAUACGCGGACCUUUGAGUUUAAAGUCACUGCAAAGGAUGGGGGAGAUCCACCUUUGACCAGCAACGCCACCGUGCGCAUUGUUGUACUGGAUGUAAAUGACAAUACACCUGUGAUGACCACCCCGCCCCUCGUGAACGGCACGGCGGAGGUGUCCAUUCCUAAAAAUGCUGGAGUUGGUUAUUUGGUUACACAAAUAAAAGCUGAUGAUUACGAUGAGGGGGAAAAUGGAAGGUUAACGUAUUCAAUUUCAGAAGGAGACAUGGCAUACUUUGAAAUAGAUCAGAUAAACGGCGAGGUGCGAACCACAAAGACGUUUGCGGAGAAUGCGAAACCAUCCUAUCAAAUAACCGUGGUGGCGCACGACCACGGCCAAACUUCUCUAUCUGCCUCUGCCUAUAUUGUCAUUUAUCUCUCUUCUAAUCUCAAUGCACAGGAGCAAAUCGGACCCGUCAACCUGUCUCUCAUUUUCAUCAUUGCCCUGGGUUCUAUUGCAGUCAUCCUGUUUGUCACAAUGAUCUUUGUGGCAGUCAAGUGCAAAAGGGAUAACAAGGAAAUCCGAACAUACAACUGCAGGGUGGCGGAGUACUCCUACGGCAACCAGAAGAAGUCCAGCAAGAAGAAGAAGCUGAGCAAGAACGACAUCCGCCUGGUGCCGCGGGACGUGGAGGAGACGGACAAGAUGAAUGUGGUGAGUUGCUCGUCUCUCACCUCUUCGCUCAACUACUUCGACUACCACCAGCAGACUCUGCCGAUGGGCUGCAGGCGCUCCGAGAGCACCUUCCUCAACGUGGAGAACCAGAACUCCAGGAAUGCUGCACCCAACCAUGGCUACCACCAUACCUUCACAGGGCAGGGCCCUCAGCAGCCUGACCUCAUCAUCAACGGCAUGCCGCUGCCUGAGGUGAGAUUUGCUCCAGUCUGCUCCAUCCUUCAGCCUGCCACGGCUACCAGCGUCAAGGGAGGGGUGGCGGAGUACUCCUACGGCAACCAGAAGAAGUCCAGCAAGAAGAAGAAGCUGAGCAAGAACGACAUCCGUCUGGUGCCGCGGGACGUGGAGGAGACGGACAAGAUGAAUGUGGUGAGUUGCUCGUCUCUCACCUCUUCGCUCAACUACUUCGACUACCACCAGCAGACUCUGCCGAUGGGCUGCAGGCGCUCCGAGAGCACCUUCCUCAACGUGGAGAACCAGAACUCCAGGAAUGCUGCACCCAACCAUGGCUACCACCAUACCUUCACAGGGCAGGGCCCUCAGCAGCCUGACCUCAUCAUCAACGGCAUGCCGCUGCCUGAGACGGAGAAUUAUUCCAUUGACUCAAGUUAUGUAAACAGCAGAGCACACCUAAUUAAAAGCACUUCAACAUUUAAGGACAUGGAAGGAAACAGUCUGAAGGACAGUGGCCACGAGGAGAGUGACCAAACCGACAGCGAACAUGACGUUCAGAGAGGGCACUAUGCCGACACAGCUGUCAAUGACGUACUGAAUAUGACCGUACCCCCCAACAACUCGCAGCUACCUGACCAAGAUCAGUCAGAGGGUUUCCACUGCCAAGAUGAAUGUCGUAUCCUGGGCCACUCUGACCGCUGCUGGAUGCCCCGGGUGCCUGUGCCGGCAAGAGCCAAGUCUCCUGAACACGGCCGCAAUGUCAUCGCUCUGUCUAUCGAGGCCACCACCGUGGACGUACCUCACUAUGAGGACUGUGGCACCACCAAAAGGACUUUUGCCACCUUUGGCAAAGACGGGCCAGAUGAGGAGCGGGCUGAACAGAGGGGCAGGCGGCAAACGGCGGAGCCGGCCGUCUGCAGCCCCAAGACCAACGGCACCGUGCGCGAAGCCGGAAACGGCCGGGAGGCCGUCAGCCCCAUCACCUCCCCAGUGCACCUGAAGAGCCCCCAGUCCAAACCACCCUCCACCUACAACACGCUGAAAUGCAGAGACGCAGAGCGCAUAGCCAACCACAGCCUGCUGCGGCAGCCGGAGGGGAAGGACAGUGAGCCGGCCAUGCGGGAGAUCAACACGCUCCUGCAGGACGGCCGUGAGAAGGAGUCCCCUGGCAGCAAGCGGCUGAAGGACAUUGUGCUUUAACCGGCUCCCACGUGUACACAGAGCGCAUACACUACUACGAGUGUGUGUGAACGUGUGCGUGUGUAUAUUUGUGUGCUUUUUGCAAGCGUCGAGCCGAGCGGGCCUGGGGAAGGGAGACACAUGUGCAGCACAAUGUAUUCUCCAGUGACCGAACAAACUAAGCUGAAAAUGUGUCUGUGAGCUCAGACUGUCAUCGUGGCUUGGUAGUAACAGCAAUGCUUGUACAUUCGUCGCAAUUGUCUUUCCGCAGUGGACAGGCUGGUUACUGUGUGCUGCGUGACACACUCCACCC